Hippocampus zosterae (dwarf seahorse) is the source of this 1680-nucleotide messenger RNA. RefSeq names its product protein pop-1-like. NCBI's taxonomy places the organism in Eukaryota, Metazoa, Chordata, Actinopteri, Syngnathiformes, Syngnathidae. Gene Ontology annotation, molecular function: DNA-binding transcription factor activity, RNA polymerase II-specific; RNA polymerase II cis-regulatory region sequence-specific DNA binding. The record is from RefSeq and is a predicted model, not a curated record. Gene Ontology annotation, cellular component: beta-catenin-TCF complex. Gene Ontology annotation, biological process: generation of neurons; canonical Wnt signaling pathway; regulation of transcription by RNA polymerase II. Bases 2 to 1120 code for a protein of 372 amino acids. The transcript is spliced from 7 exons.
GAUGUGGCCAAGUUGUGAUCCGAGAGACGUGCGGUUCAAUUACCAGGCCUUACCUCGCUUCGCGGAGCAAGGUCCGACCCUCGCUGGAGCGGACAUGUUCAACGGACCUCAGGCGGUCAUGCCGCCGGUCUACAUGAAUAGUGCUGCAGGCUUUUACAGUCAUGGCCAGCAGGUGCCGUAUUGGUGGCCUGUGCAAAACUUCGUUCCCCCAACAUCAGUAAAUUUUGCUGCUGCUCCUCCACAAAUGAUGGGGGGCACAACAAUGAUGAUGCAAGGGAACCCAAAUCUUACGCCUGGUGUGUUUAUGAGAGAUGCCGACGAUGAGGUGGAGCAGCAGUACAUAAAGAAACCUCCAAAUGCCUUCAUGGUGUUUGCAAGGAAGCAUCGCAAAGCACUCAUGGGAAAAUUGGAUAAGAAAGACAGCGCCUCUGUAAAUGUCAUCCUGGGAGAAAUGUGGAAUUCACUACCACAGCAAGACCAGGCCAAAUACUAUGAGGAAGCAGAUGUUGAGAGACGACGUCAUGCCCAGUUGUACCCCAACUGGUCAAUGUGUGACAACUAUGGCAAAAAGAGGAAGAGGAUGAGGGGAAAUGCCACUCUUACAGAUCCUGAAGCUCCUCAGCCCACGAGGAUGUGUGUGGCUCCAGUCCAGACGGGCAUGAUGGGACCUGAACGAUACCCUACGCAGGGAGAAUCACAGUCUGUGAGCAAUAUUGCAUGUUUACAACAACAGCCGCCUAAAGCCAGCCUUCCUGCUUUUGUGCAUAACUUCAUGCCUCCAGCCGCUCCGACUUCAUCCGGGAUGGAGUUUUCACAGCUUCUGAGUGGUGUCAAUUACAUGCCCCUGGCCCAUGAAAAACACACCCGACCAUUGACUGUGAAUUCGUCUGAGCCUCGGAGCUUAGAGGAAGAGCUGCAUGUAAUACUGGAGCGAUUUGAGGAAGAAUCCUCCACGACACAGACUGAGCAGUCUGCCGCAGCGCUGAAUUUGGAAGAAGAGCUCCAAAGCUUGCUGGAGCGUUUUCAGAAUAAGCCCUCAACUGCACAGUUAGGCACAGACAAGCUCCACUGCGUCUUUGAGGGUUUAGGAAUCACUGCCGCUGAAACUGGAGGGUGUUGAGGGUCACGCAAAGGGGUGGGAUGGUGGAGCCGACCGAUGAAGUCAAAGGAAGUACUCGAGAAUCUUCAAAUUGCACAACAGACUUUACUGUUUGUGGUUCGUCACAAUCAUUAAUGAAUCCUCAGUUUACAGAGUGUUUUUUUUUUGUUUUGUUUUGUUUUUUAAAUCAUGGACAUGCCACAGCACUUUAUUUUCUUCUAAGAUGCCAUCGGUUUCGCAUGGGAAUGCACACGAAGCAAGCGGCUCCAAAUGCAAUAUCUGGACUUGUGUUCAAAGCCUGCGCAGAGCUGGCCCGGAUGUUUAUGGAUAGCAAUGUCUUCAUCCACUAUCCCCCACCAGUACCCGUUGGAUUAUAUCAUACGACAAUCACCUCGGUCAGUGCUUCAAGACAUUGGUUCUGCCUGCUGCCUUACACAUACUCUUGUAACGAUACAUAUACACAGUGGAACCUCAACUUACGAACGUCUCUUCAUACUAAAUUUUCAAGUUACGAAAUGCCUCAACAGGAAAAUAUCGGCUCUUGUUACGAAACAAAUUUCAAGAUACCAAAGGUAAAAAUA